This is a messenger RNA of Anopheles coustani, 918 nucleotides long. RefSeq names its product cationic trypsin-3-like. Gene Ontology annotation, molecular function: serine-type endopeptidase activity. The coding region runs from base 1 to 918 and encodes 305 amino acids. Gene Ontology annotation, biological process: proteolysis. Lineage: Eukaryota; Metazoa; Arthropoda; Insecta; Diptera; Culicidae. The transcript has a single exon. The record is from RefSeq and is a predicted model, not a curated record.
AUGGGUAGCAAAGGAGUCCGCCCGAUAGUAUUCCUGGCCCUGCUGGCUUUGGCUGGAGCGGCCCAGCUUGACGAUGUAAACCCCUUCCUGGUCGGUGGCGUGCCGGCCGCGAUGGGACAGUUCCCGGCGCAGGUCGCCGUGCACAUCGGUGCCGCGUCGUUCUGCGGUGGUUCGAUUCUGAACCAAAACCACGUCCUCACGGCGGCGAGCUGUGUGCUGGACGCGAACAACAACCUGGUGCCCGCAAACACGGUCACGGUACGUGCCGGUGUGCUGCUGAUCGACGCCAGCGCACCUGUUCUAGCGGUGCAGAGGAUUUUCCCCCAUCAGCAGUACAACCCGUGGACCCGCGAGAACGAUAUCGCCGUCCUGCGGAUGUUAAAUAACUUCAACUUCCCGCUGGUGGCGCAACCCAACAUGGCGCCGGCAGAGAUGAACCAUCACAUAGUGCGACAGGCGGCCAUCUGCCAUGUGGUGGGCUGGAACUGGCAGCAGGGUGGCCCCAACGUGGCGCUGCAGGUACUCCCGGUGGUGUUCGCCAAUCGGGAAGAAUGCAACGUUGUCCACAACGGUGUUCUGCGUGACUCGAUGGCCUGUACCGCGUACCAGCAGCCCCAGGGUACUCAGGGAGUGUGCGCCCCAAAUCGAGGCGGCGGUCUGUACUGUGACAACCUGCUCACCGGUGUUAUCUCGUUCGGGUUUGGCUGCGGUCAGAACAACUCGAUGACGGUGCACACGCAGGUUCGCUACUACAACCACUGGGUUCAGCAGCAGUUCAUCCGGACCGACACACCGCCGGCUGGACCAACGCCACUUCCGGGACUCGGUGGCACCGGACAGGGAGGUGAUGCUAGCAGCUUUUCCCUCUCCCUUGCGGCCGCCCUGUUCGCGGCGGUGUGUGCCCUGUUCCUUAACUAG